This is a messenger RNA of Caenorhabditis auriculariae, 2383 nucleotides long. The record is from the annotation of a GenBank genome assembly. NCBI's taxonomy places the organism in Eukaryota, Metazoa, Nematoda, Chromadorea, Rhabditida, Rhabditidae.
AUGCAACAACCGGUCAGUUAAUUUUUCUAUUAAAUUUUUUCCAACUUUUUGAGUUCUCGGUCUUUAAAAGCUAACAGUAGCUCUUUUUUGUCGCAGUAAUUAUUCCUCACCCUGUAAAAACUUCAAGAAAGUAAUUUUACUUUGAGGUUCCUCUAUAAUUUCGCUGUUAGGAACUUUCUGAAAAGGAGCCAGAACAGUUUAGAUGCAUCAAAAAAAGAGUUCGAUGCUCUUAACUCGCACAGUUUUUUAGUUUUUGAAAAAUGAAGGCGGAAAGCCUCACCAAAACUUAUUUUGAAGGAUUUUGAGCGUUCUUAGGACUUCUGGGUUUGCUUUCUCAAAAGCUCGAAUAAUUUACAGUUUGAAAUUUUCACGACCUCCCUCUUUUUGUGGUAUAGUGUGUGUACCACGAAUUGAAAUUCCACCUAACGACAUUCCGCUGUGCCGCUGUGCGCUUUGCGAACUUUGGUCGCGCUUUUAAUUUUUUUUCUUUUAUUGAGGUACCCACAGCAAUAACAAUCAGUUGAAAGCAUGACCUAAAUUUGAAAGACGCUUCACGAAAACACGCAGCGGAACAGCGGAAUGUCGUUCGGUGAGACUUCAAGUCGUGGCUCACAUAUUAUACAUUGAAAAUUCUUCCGGCCAUUCUAGAGAUUUCCUGUUUGCAUAGGAAAAUAUUUUUUCUCGUUAAAACAGUGAGAAUUGUUUAUUGAUCACAAAGAUAUAUUUUAGUCCCAAGUCUGAAUUCAAUGAAACUCGACUGAACUUUGCACUUGGACCUUCUGGUUUCAGAACGAGAAAAAAUUCGCAAAACAUUUUUUCUCGAUAUAUGACCCUUAUAGUUCACAAAAAAACAAGAAUCAUAAUUUUUUUGUUCAAUUACUUCAAAACCUCCCUCAAUGGUGCAAAGAAAAAGGCUAGAUUUCCUCCUUGAACUCUUUUAGCAGUUCUGAACCCGUUCAUUAAAUGGGAAAUCCAAUGCGACUUUUUUUCAAGAUUCACACAGUAAUCCUUUUUUUACUUUUUUUGAGAACAAAAAUUAUAUAUAUUAUAAAAAAAUUUUGAUUCUAGGCUGAGAUUUGCGUUUUUCUUCAUGAAUUGCGAGAAAUUGCAGGCUUGAAGAAUUUUUUUAGAAUUCUUACGAUGGUUUUUAUUGAGACUACUCAUUAGAAAGCUGAUGGAAAGUACUAAUUUUUCAGAACUCACAGAGAUCCUGGAUAAAUACUGAAUAUUCGACCGGGAUGCUGGAAAAAUAUUGGAGUGAAAAUUUGAUGCAAAAAGAACAAAAUAGUAACAAAAUGCAACUUUCAUGUAUGUCAUCGGAUGGAAACUGAUUUUUACAGUGGAACCAAGAUGAAGUGGCCCAUUACGAAGGUGGUUACUACAGUCACCUAGUCGAAGACGAAGGCGAUCGGCAGACGGCAAAUGUGCGCGAAAGGAAACGGAUGUGCAACAUCAACGUCGCUUUCAUUGUAAUUAGUCGACAUUUUCGGAUUUCAACAACAACUUUUUUUAUUCCAGGAACUUCGAAACUACAUCCCCACGUUUCCCUUCGAACGUCGUCUCUCCAAAAUCGACACUCUCAAUUUGGCGAUCGCCUACAUCAACAUGUUGGAAGAUGUUUUGAGGCAAGUCAAACCUGAAAAAAAAAUUUUCUGUGAUGAUAUUUAAUCAUAUUUUCCACAAGGUCAAAAAAACUAGUUUCAAAUUUUUUUAUCGAGUUUUACAAAAAAGCUCCUUGAAAAAAAUAACUCAAAUUUCAAAUUCACUUUGGAAUGCGGUAAGGCUGCUUAUUUCCUAUUAUUCGGUAUCUAAAUGAAAGCUUUUGAAUUCACCUGUUUUUUUCUCAAAAUUUUGACUAGAUCUUCUUUUCUAUCCGUCAAAAAACUACCUGAAUUUUUUAAAAGCCAAGAUUUUCGGCCAUUUUCAAGAUCCCUACUUUGCGCGGUCAAUUCCCAUGGCAGUAAAAAAACAGUGACCCAAGAAUUUCGGCUUCUUUCAGAAUUACUAAGGUUUAUGCCACUAUUUUUCAGGGCCUUUUUUCCACAAAAACUAACAGGAAAAAACCAAAACCCGAAAACUUGGGUCAUUGUCAUGAUCAAUAAAGCCUAUGCCACUAUUUCCAUCGGUCUUUUUUCAAAACAACUAACGCAAAAAUCCAAUAGCCUUCAGGUCAUCCAUGGAAUCUGGCAAAUACAUCCGUCGCUGUGUCACUUUGGCUCGUUCUGGUCAUCCUGGCGCUCCGUCCUGGAGCACAAGUGGUUUAAUUUGUAACUAUUCCGAGUAAAAGCUGGGAAAGAUGGCCAAUGUUUUUGUUUUUGCAGACCUUGUCGCUCGUUUGAGCUGGAUCAAAUGGCGACGCCUUGGCCUUGAACCGAUCUCGUAA